UGGUUAUAAGCAUGUGCAGCUAAGAACAGAAUUGGGCUUACCUCUACCAUUAGCCACAUUAUUUUUAUCUAUAGUAGUUAAGGAUUACGUUCCGCAUAACUUUGUGGACAUUGCCGAUGCACUCGCGAAUCCGAUAAAAUAUCAAAGUGCAUUGGACAAACGUGCAGAGCAACUGGCUGUGCUCACAGAAGAUAUGGAACCAGAAUUGAAUGCUGAUGGAGAAGAAGACCACAAGGGUGAGGGUGGUGACAAAUGUGAUACAAAAGGGGAUGCAAAUGUGCACCUGUCUAGUACGACAGGCAGUGGCAGUAUCUCUUCUCUAGUUGCUAAACCUCAGCGUAGAAUGACCAUAUCAAACGUCGCCUGCAGACGAGAGCUUCUAACAUCCGACGGCGGCAGUCCUCAUUCAAUAACCGCCGGCGGUAGUCCUCGUUUGCAUCACCGGGCUAGUGUGGUUACCAGCACCGCCUUGGGCGGGAUGGUUGCAGGCGGCGGUCUCAUCGCCAAUGCAGCCACUGUCUCGUCUCUGACUGGAGGAACUGACGACAAAGAAUUCAGUGACGGUCAGAACGAGGUCACAAGCAGCGGAGCAAGCGGUGGGGACAUGCCUGUUGUCAGAACUAUUUCAGCUGCUUUACAAAAAGCUCUCGAUCAGGCUAUUCCAGUGCGAAGUCCCGAAGCGAUAGCUGCAGAAGACAUCAAAGCUGAAACACUGGAAAAACUUUUCGAAAAUAAAUCCGUUGCUGAGAAACGUUUGGAGAUGGAGAAAAAAAUAGAAUCGUUGCGUAAGAAACAAGACAAGGAAAGGCAAAAGUCUUUGGAGGGUAGCGGAUUAGCUGAGAAGAGAUCUUCUAAAUUCUAUAUGAGCAGUAAACUUGUGAAGAGGCUAUCCAGUAAAAAUAUCAGUGACGCACCUUGGUCAUCGGCGGGAUCUUUAGGAAGUGUUGACGGGGAUAGUCACGCUGUGGCUGCCGCCGCUUCUUGUCCAGCUUUAGCUCGGCUGGUUCGCGAGCACGCUAUUCAACUCAAAGAACUUCAGGAACGUUAUCAUGAAACAAUAUAUUCCAUAGCCGAAAAGGCUUUAAAACAAUCUCAGGCCAAUCAGAUGAAAGCUUUGAGGGCUUUGCUGGAUAGAGAAACGGCGGAACUGGGACAAAUAUUAGAAACGACGAGGCGGAAAGAAGUCAAAGAUCUUGCUAAAAAGCAUCGAGAUCGAGAUGAACUCAUUCGUAUGAAAAGAGAAGUGGCAACAGCAAUCGUCGAAAGGGGUGUUGCAGAACGAGUUAGACUUGCCCAAGAUUAUGAGAGAAGAAUUGAUGUUCUACAACGUGAACAUAAUCUUGUGAAAAAAAAUCUUGAAGAACAUCGAUUGAAGGCGAAGAAUGAUUUGGAACUGGAGUAUUCUAGUCGCAUAAGUUCCGCCGAGUGCGGUGAAACCGCCGGCAGCGGCGCCUCCACGGCGGCGGUGUCGAGCUUACAGGAACAGCCGUUGGAGCUGUAGCACGAGCGGCUCUCGACCAUCAGCGAGACAAUCUCCGCCACAACCAAAUCCAAAUGCGGUAAAUGUAAUAGUUGUUGUCGGACCGCCGACAGUCCGUGACAGCCACAGCUGACCAAACACGGCCAAUAAUCCUAUGAAAAGCGGUUUGCAAGCAUGCAGAUCGUCAUAGAUCUCUCGAUAGAAAAUUAAUUUCGACAUAGCACCAUAUGCCUAUGGUUAAAGGUGCAAUUUGUGUGUCAGUUCCAACCUUGCUUAAAAGCAAAUUUACCGAUUCGGUUUGUCUAAUUGCAGCUCCAAAAUUGAAGGUAAUUCAAAGAAAAUUAUCUUAGGCAAUAGUAAUAUAUCUGAAGAUUUCAUGUGAGAUCCCACGUUUUGAAACUGUUUUAAAAUAUUCGCUUCAAAAACUCAGCGUUCGUGUAUUAUUAAACAAUUUAGUUAUUGUGUAAA
This is a messenger RNA of Ctenocephalides felis (cat flea), 1948 nucleotides long. Its product is annotated as 1-phosphatidylinositol 4,5-bisphosphate phosphodiesterase classes I and II-like. The record is from RefSeq and is a predicted model, not a curated record. Lineage: Eukaryota; Metazoa; Arthropoda; Insecta; Siphonaptera; Pulicidae. Bases 194 to 1501 code for a protein of 435 amino acids. The transcript is spliced from 9 exons.